AUGUUUGCAAAUAUACAAAAAUUUCAGAACUUAUGCAUAAUUCUUUUUAUAGUUAAUUUCCUAUUUGCAUGUAAAGAUGCAUAUAAUCUUCUAGAUAAAUUUGAAGGAAUGAAUAAUAGACAGAUAGCAAUAAAUAAUAGACAAAUUAAAAUAGAAAGAAAAAUUCCUGAUAUACAGAAAUUAUUAGUAUCAAGUAAAGUUGAGUCAGAUUAUACAAUUGAAAAUGAAUUUAUAAAAAAAUUUGUUCAGGAAGUUGCAAAUUUUACAAUAGAUAAAAGAAUUUAUCCAGAUGAAGCUUAUUUAAAAUUUGCUGCUUUGGGUGUGCAAAUUUGGAAUAUCAUGAAUAUUUUGAAAGUUGAAGUGACAAAAGUUGGAGCUCUUAUUAUAGGAAAUACAUUUCAAGUCCCAUAA
Messenger RNA from Diversispora eburnea, 411 nucleotides. The record is from the annotation of a GenBank genome assembly. NCBI's taxonomy places the organism in Eukaryota, Fungi, Glomeromycota, Glomeromycetes, Diversisporales, Diversisporaceae.